This is a messenger RNA of Melampsora larici-populina 98AG31, 540 nucleotides long. RefSeq lists its product as uncharacterized. NCBI's taxonomy places the organism in Eukaryota, Fungi, Basidiomycota, Pucciniomycetes, Pucciniales, Melampsoraceae. The transcript has a single exon. Bases 1 to 540 code for a protein of 179 amino acids. The record is from RefSeq and is a predicted model, not a curated record.
AUGUCCUCAACCCAACCUACCAAUCAGCCGCUUGAUCAACCCCAGGACCAUACCACGGUUACAAGCAAUGUAGAGCAUCAAUCCACUCCGUCGCACCGUACAUCCGAACAAACCCAAAGACCGGCUGGCCUUGGGGAAGUAUUGCGUCGAACCGGGGGAUUUCGGCCUAAUCCCAAUCCAUCUUUGACAAAGACGUCAAACUCAAACGAUACCGAAGAUAUUCAAAGAAUUCAUAGCCUUUUGAUUGCUCCGGGCUUUCCUACUGCUGAACGUCUUGACGAAAUAUCUAAGCUGUGGGAUAGCAUUGGUCAGAAAAGAGGUUUGCAGCUCAAGAAUCAUACUGAUUCUUCAACAAGAACUCAAACUUCUUCAAAUGAUAUUAUUAACCCUGAUGAUAUCAUGUCUUCAUCUCAAUCUAACCAUACAUCACUUGGUCAAACCAACAAUCCUGUUGAUGGCAAUCCAAACGACCAAUCUACUCCGGCGCUUCCUGGUCACGAAGAAUCACAGUCAACAACCACUCAAAGUUCUUCAAACUAA